Candidula unifasciata is the source of this 1404-nucleotide messenger RNA. Lineage: Eukaryota; Metazoa; Mollusca; Gastropoda; Stylommatophora; Geomitridae. The record is from the annotation of a GenBank genome assembly.
AUGGUAAAUGUGUCAGGCGUGGCAACAACAGAAGAUCUAACUUUGUCAUUCUUUCCCGCGAGACUGUCUAGAUUCUCGCUACUCAACGCUCUACGCUCGGGAACCUACGUGGUCAGCGAGAGCAAGACCAUGUCUGAUGUGGAAGCUGACAAAGAGAUGGCCAACGAAGCAGAGGACGAGCAGAAAGCCAUUAUGGACGACACCAACCGAGAGGUUACCUUGACCAAACUGGACCCAGUGACGUCAGAGCUGCAGUCCCAGGUCGGCUCUAGCAAGAAGAAGCAUUCGGUGCACAGAUCCGCCCUGACCAAGUUACUCUGCAGCCUGUACGCCUUGCUCCUGGUCGUGUUCGGAAUCGUGUUUGCCGUAGCGAGCUCUCUCACACUAAAGGAACGCCAGCAUCUCUAUUACCUGGAGGUAUACCUGACCUACUUGUACGUAGGCUCUCUGGCUGUGCUGGUCUACUUCCAGUUCUGCAUCUUGCGAGGAGUCAAGGUCAGCAACAGUUACUUCGACAACAGCAUUCGCGUGGUUAUUAGAAGGAGUCAGGAUAAUCUCCAGCUGUCGCCCUCCCCAAUCAGGAAGCAGAAUAACGAGCACAACAUCAACAUAGACAACAGUGACACGUUUGAUUUCAGAAAGGAGCCCUUGGACCAGACAUCCACGCUCUCCACCAGAUCUCACCUGAUUGCCCCAGCAGAUGGAGAAGUUGCCCAUGUUGGAGAAGGCAUCAACUUUUACCUCAGGCUGGGAGCGCUGGCUUUCUCCAUUGGAAGCGUGACCUUGGAUGGAUUCCACAUUGCCUCUUACUUUGAGACAGAAAACACCACAACAUGUGAAAGCUACAUAUUUCCAAUAGUCUAUGUCCUUCACCUUAUCUUCACCUUCAUACAGACAUUUUUUCUCUUCAAGAACCACAAGCUUGUAAUUGCCAAGAAUAAAGCUUCUGUCAGGUUUGGCCUCAUGCACCUCCUGGCUACAAAUCUGGCGGUCUGGUUUGUUACCGCCAUCAGCGAGACAGCAGACGACUACAAGCAGCAAGAUUAUGUCGCCUCUCUCAAAGAUAACAGAACAGAAGUCAGAAACUCUAAAAGCUGUUAUGAAGACAUCACUCUGGCCAGAACUGCAUCCCCAUACCUGUUCCCAUGCACGAUCAUCUACAGUAUCAUUGCUGCAGGCAUACUGUACAGGAUGUACCAGUAUGUGGGAGUCAAGGUCACCCAGCGAUGGCCGAGCCACACCUCCCUGACCUCCAGCGUGCCCCAUGGGUCAGUUGGCAUGGACUGUGAGAAAGCCAACAAGGGUCUGUUUACCGGUCUGCUAGUUGCUGUCAUUACACUCAUCGCUAUAGCAACCUUCUUUGUGUUUGAGAGCCGACUCAACCAUCCCCAGACUGCCAUUAAG